Messenger RNA from Gongylonema pulchrum, 1389 nucleotides. NCBI's taxonomy places the organism in Eukaryota, Metazoa, Nematoda, Chromadorea, Rhabditida, Gongylonematidae. The record is from the annotation of a GenBank genome assembly.
AUGGAAAUCAUUGAGGAAGCCAUUUCAAGGGCCGUCAGAUAUCGCAAAUUCAAUUCUCUCAUUACCGAAACAUUCGAAUUGGCUCGUGCUCAAGCAAGAGAAGCUCUGCGGCUCGGUAAAACGCCAUUUCCUGUGGUUGUCAAGGACUGCUACAUGACAAAGAAGGUCCGGACAACUUGUGCAUCUCGAAAUCUAUCAAGCUACACUGCACCAUACACAGCCACCAUCGUCGACAGAUUAUUUUUGAAAGUUUGGCGACUUCCAGGUGGUUGUUUGAUUGGAAAAGCAAACAUGGAUGAGUUUUGUAUGGGAACGUCCAGUUCAAAAGGCUACUUUGGCCCUGUAAAGAAUGGAUUAAGCAACGAACAGUGUCUGGAAUCGGACUGGCGCAGUCCCGGUGGUUCUUCUGGAGGAUGUGCAGUGGCUGUGCAGCUCGGCAUUUCAUCUAUAAGUCUGGGUUCGGAUACCGGUGGCUCGUCGCGGAACCCAGCGGCAUUUACUGGCAUUUUUGGUUUCAAACCGUCAUACGGCAUUCUGUCAAGACAUGGGCUAAUCCCUUUGGUCAAUUCACUGGACACCCCGUCAAUACUCGCCCGAACCGCUGAGGAUUGCAACACCGUGCUUCAAGUGAUGAGUGGUCGCGACCCUCUCGACUCGACCUGCAUCAACGCGCCGUUGUCUUGUUUCAUGCAGCACAGGCCAUUAGACGGAAUUGUCGAGUAUUACAAUGACACUCUGUCGCACGAUUGUUGGGAUGCGUGGAAUGAAGCAGCAAAAGUGCUGGUCGCACAAGGUUGUAAGCUGAGAGAAGUGAGUAUGCCGUGGACGAGCUACUCCAUAAUUUGUUAUCAUGUACUGGCCGAAGCCGAUAUCACUUCUAAUAUGGCAAGGUUUGACGGAGUGAAAUAUGGGCAUCGAUCGGACUGUGGCAAAUCAACAUUUGCCAUGUAUUCGGCCACACGAAGUGAGUCACUAAACGAGGUCGUGCGGAGAAGGAUAUUCGCCGGCAAUUAUUUUCUAAUGAAACGGCACUGCGACGAGUACUUUGGGCAAGCUCUUCGCCUACGACGUUUAAUCAAGACGGAUUUUGAUCGUGCUUUCCGGGAAUUAAAAUGCGACGUCCUGUUAACACCGGUAACCAGUGAUGUGGCGCCUCUCUUCUCAGAGCUCAGUGAUAGCAGUGGCUAUGUGCGGGAACGUGCCGAUGACUUUUACACGCAGCCAAGCAAUAUGGCCGGUGUGCCUGCAGUUUCGGUGCCCUUCACGCGAGCAGCGCAGCGGAAGGACUUGCCGCUGGCAGUGCAAAUUAUCGCUGAUUACAUGAAUGAUGGCCUGGUACUAGACGUUGCUGCAAAGCUUCGUGAACACUGUAUGCUUGCCACCGGUUAG